AUGGACAUCUCUACCCUCCAGGCAACAGCCAACCGCAUCCUCCUCGACCCCCACUACCACGCCCCGCUCACCCUCCUAAAAGCCAUCCGCAAUGGCCUGGUCUACGGCACAAAAGUUCGCUUCCCGCACGCCCUAGUAAUGAUCCUCUUAUUCCGCUCCGGGCCCCUCCCUCAAAAACUAUCCGCAAUUCUCAAAGCAACCCGCCAGCAUGCCAGAAACCUAGCCACCUUUGCCUUCAUCUACAAAGCCUUUAUGCUGCUACANAAAAACAUACGCCCUUCCAACAAAGAGUUGAAAUCUGAUAGUUUUGUGGCUGGGUUGGUGGGUGGAUACUAUGUCUUUGGUCGUAGCAGGAGUAGUGUCAAUCAGCAGAUUGUUAUCUAUGUUGCUGCCAGAGUGAUGCUUGCUGCAGCGAGUUUGGCCGUUCAACCCCGUGGCGACAAUACUUUGUUGGGAGGAAAGUAUGGCGGCAGAGGAGGAAUGGGAUUGUUGAGUUUGUCGGAUGAGAACAGAGAAGCGGUUAGGAAACAUGCUUGGCCUGUGUUUGCGAGUUUGAGUUGGGCGUGUGUCAUGUGGUUGUUUAGGUUUUAUCCUGAGAUGCUGCAGCCGAGUUUGAGGAGUUCCAUGACUUAUAUGUGGGUGGUGGUCUUGUUGUUGAUCGAAGAUGGAAUGCUAACGAGAAUGACAGANUAUGAAAACUCGGAUCACUGGGACUCAUUCAGGAACUUCUUGUGGCACAACAAAUGA
Aureobasidium musti is the source of this 747-nucleotide messenger RNA. The record is from the annotation of a GenBank genome assembly. NCBI's taxonomy places the organism in Eukaryota, Fungi, Ascomycota, Dothideomycetes, Dothideales, Saccotheciaceae.